Gadus macrocephalus (Pacific cod) is the source of this 4110-nucleotide messenger RNA. It is a transcript of the gene cep128, whose product is annotated as centrosomal protein of 128 kDa. Lineage: Eukaryota; Metazoa; Chordata; Actinopteri; Gadiformes; Gadidae. The record is from RefSeq and is a predicted model, not a curated record.
GUUGUCUUCCUGUUCGGAGGCGGCUAGUUUAAGUUGCCAUAGCAGAGGCAGGUUUGGAUUUGAUUCACUCACUGUCCUUACCGCUUGCAAAGCACCAAGCCAGAAGCUCUUAUGUAGAUAAAUCACACCGACCGCCCCCUCCGUCCCCAUGCAAUGGAAUCAUCCAGUGGGUCGGACACGUACGACAGGGCGAGGCGAAGCAGACCGCGGGGGCGGGAUGUACUGCGCCGACCCCAGCAGGACCUGCGGGGGGCGAGCGGCAGUGGGAGUGCCGCAGAGAACUCUGGGAUCACGGAAAAGAUCAGCACCCUGGCCAGCACUCUACAGGACACUAGCAGGAACCUGAAUAAGGUGGGCCGGAUGCUUGGUCAGUACAGGGACAACACCGAUGACCAAGCUGAAGCCAUGGCCCUGCUGAAGGAGAACCUGGAGGAGUCCAUCGGCCAGCUGCAGUCCCAGAGGCUGAGGAGGACCAACGGAGGGGUGAGGAGUGCUUCCGCCUCCACCCUACACACCAGCGACCUGGAGCAGCAAGGCUCUGGCUCAGAAGGGCAGCGUUUCCACCCCACCUCCCCGCUGAAGGAGUACCCCGGCGGCUCGGUGAGGAGACGGAGGUCCCACUCCGCCUCGGUCCGCUUCAAGGACACCAAACUCUCGGCGGAGGACAUCCACUGUCUGCACCAGUCUCUACGCGACCUUCGCUGUGAUCAGACGAGACUCUCAGAUGAUCUGGACCGAGAGAUCCUCCUGAGAAACAGAGCUGAUGUUGACACCAGGCGAGCGAUGGAGAACCUCACGGAACACCUGACACUCUCUCAGACCCAAGACUCUGUGUCUUCCCGUGUGGACCGCAGGAUCCAGGACUUGGAGAGAGUCCGAGGCCUCGAGCAGCGGGGGGUCUUCACUGAUGAACGUCAGCAGGCUUCAGGGAGACACGGAGACCAGGCUUCGGGGAGAGAGGAGGUGUUGGAGCCCUGUCUGCUGAAGUCCGAGCGGGAGAGAGAGAAGAUGGAGCAGGAGAUGGAGAGAGCCAGGGUACGCUUGGCGCAGACCGAGGACAGCAGAGACACACUCCGACAACAGCUGGAGGAGAUGCGGGAGGAUCUGCUGAGGACGGGGAAAGAGAAGCUGGAGCUCCAGAGGGAUCGCCUGGAGCUCCAGAGGGAGGUGUCCCUCCUCUCCUCUCAGCCCCACGGCCAGCGCCCUGACAGGGGAGAGAGCAGUGGCGCUCCAGGCCCAGCCCGGACCGACCUAGAGAGGGAGGUGGCGGAGCUGCGAGCCCAGCUGUGCAAGGCCUCCAUCCUGGGGGAGGUGGAUGAGCUGAAGAAGGCGCUGGAGCUGAAGGAGAGGGAGAGGCUGCAGCUCUGUGUGCAGGUGGAGGCGCUGACCACAGAUCUGGCCAGGCGUGAACAGCAGCAGCUGCGUAUGCUGGACCAGCUGAGGGACAUCCAGAGCCAGGGCAAGGUUGAGCAGCGGGAGGCGCAGGCGCUCCUCCAGGAGAGCAACCGAAGCAGGGAGGAGCUGAAGGAGCGCGCCCAGGACGCGGUGCGCCAGUGGAGGGCCAAGUGCCGGAGGCUGCAGAGGGAGCUGGAGGAGACCAAGGCCGGUGCCCUGCUGCACGCCAGCCAGGUCACACAGGCCACUAAGGAGAAGGAGGGCUCCCAGGCCCAGCUGAAGGUGCUGACGACGCAGACGGAGGCGGUGCGCCGGGAGCUGACGGAGGUCCUGGGGCGGCUGGCCCACCGCGAGGAGGAGCUCCACCGCCGGGACGUGGAGCUCUCGGAGGCCCACCAGCGACACGUCUCCCUGGAGCAGGAGAACCGAGAGGGGAGGGAGUCGGCGGUGGCCCUGCAGGAGGAGGCACGGCGCCACACCUCCCUCCGCCGCCUCCGCGAGGAGAACCAGCGGCUGGAGGAGCAGGCGGACGCCCAGGCCCGGCGCUCCCAGCGGGACCAGGAGGCCGCCUCCCUCCAGGCCGCCCUGAAGGAGGAGGCGGCCUCGGCCCGCGCCCAGCUCGCCCAGCUGACCCAGAGGCUGACCGCCGAGGAGCGGUCGGGCCGGGAGCUCCAGGGGGACCUCCAGGCCAGGCUGCUCGCGGCCCAGGAGGAGGCGGCCUCGCUGGGCGGGCAGCUGCGGCUGGAGAGGGAGGUGCACCGUAAGGAGCUGGAGAGCCUGCGGGCCGUGGCGGACGGCGGCGGCGGCGGCGGGCGGUCCAGGAAGGAGCGGGAGGCGCAGGAGGCGCUGAGGCUCUGCGUGGGGGAGCGGGACGAGCUGCAGGCCUGCCUCACGGAGGUCAAGGUGAGCGGGUCCCCCCCCGCCCCCCCCACACCUGACGAGGUCACCCCUCCCGCACCACCCAAACCGCCGUUUAUGGAAAACGGAGAAAACACUCACUUCAACCUCGAGGCCAGGAAGGGGGAGGAGCGGAGGCGGAGCUCGGAGGUGGAGCUUGCUUCACUUGGACAGAAGGUGUCUCUUCUGGAGGCGGAGCAGGAGGCGGUCCUAUCCUCCGCGGGGGAGGAGCUAGACAAGGCGUGCAGGAGCCUGGCCAGAAACGCAGAAGACAAGCUUCAGGCCAUCGCCCAGAUACCUGGACUGGUGAAGGAUCCUCAUCGCUGGCUCGCUGAAACCAAGAGCAAACUCCGCUGGCUGUGCGAGGAGGUGCAGGAGCGGGAGGGGCGGGAGCACCGGCUGAGGAGGCAGCAGCAGCAGGCCAAGGAGCAGCUGAAGGAGGCGCGGCGGAGCCGGGACGAGGAGCAGGCGGCCCUGCUGCAGCGGCUCCACCAGCAGGAGAAACUGCUGCACUCGCUGGGCACGGAGAAGAAAGAGCUGCUAGAGAGGAGCCGGAGGAAGGAGGAGGAGCUGAGAGGCCUUCAGGAUCGUGUGUUGGACCUUGAACUGAGUACGCGGGUCGCCCUGGAUCACCUGGAGUCCAUGCCGGAGAAAGUGAGUCUGGCGGAGGACUUCAGAGACCUGGAGGAGUCCCAGCGGCAGAGGGAAGCGGUGCAGCAGCGCUACGCCGAUCACAAAGACAUCGUACGGGACCUGCAGCAUCAGCUGGACCAGUCCACGCGGCGGAUACAGGAGUGUCAGGAGGAGAAGUUGGACGCCACGUCCCGAAGCGCCAAGCUCGCCAGCCUUUCAUCCCCCGUCCGCGGCCCAUCCGCACGCCUCGCCAGCUCACCCAGGUCCGACCGGCCCCCCGGUAAACGCCCCACCAGCCCAGAACCUGACAUCUCUCCCGUCAACGGUGCCAGGAACCACAGGAACCACAGGAACCACAGGAACCACAGGAACCACAGGAACCACAAUCACUAGAACCCCCCGUCUCUAGUGAGUGAGGGGUGGGUGAACCAAACCUGACUGCUACACGCAUGGUGCUUCACUGCAAACUUGACUUCACCAAACUAGGCCUUGGAUCCGUCAGCUACCUCAACAAGGCCGACACUGAAGGUGCUCCGGUCAGUACAAAGAACCACAGAAAUGUCAAGGGGUCAGAGGUUCUGUAGUGUGGUCCGCUCUCAGAAACACUUUAGCAGAGGAGUGUGAUGUGUUCAUAAUGUGAAGAAUGGCUUGUUUCUUUGCUAUUUAUAAAUGAAUAAAGAGUAUGACUUGAUGUUGUAUUUUUAAUGGACACAAGGGCUAUGAAGGCAGACAAUUAGCCUAAAAUGAAUUUGAGUGUGCUUGGUUACAUUUUACACUCCAUUUACAAUUUUUUAUAGAUAUGUGCUCUAUGAUAUAAUCAUGCAAAUGUGGUUACACUUGAUUCCAGAAAAUUGUUACCGUAGACACGUGUGUCUGUAGAUAAAUGUCUCAUGUACUCGAUAAACAUUAUAUGUGUACUUUUUCUGUAUUCCGUUUUACUGUACUGUAUUCACUCACUACUGUAUUGUAGAAGAACAGUUCUGAGGUGUUAGUUGUGUUUUUUAUUUAUUUCAUUCACUCCUUUUAUAAGAUAUUCUAUAGUUUUUAUAGUUGUUUUUCCCUCAUGCAUUUUGUUUAUAAAAAAAAAACAUUUAUGUAUUCACAAUGUAUAUUUUUUAAGAAUUGUAUAGAAAUAUAAUUUGCAAAUAAACAACCUCCUGCAGGUUUGACUACUACACCAUACAA